Penicillium riverlandense is the source of this 1773-nucleotide messenger RNA. RefSeq names its product UV-endonuclease UVE-1. Lineage: Eukaryota; Fungi; Ascomycota; Eurotiomycetes; Eurotiales; Aspergillaceae. Bases 1 to 1773 code for a protein of 590 amino acids. The record is from RefSeq and is a predicted model, not a curated record. Gene Ontology annotation, biological process: nucleotide-excision repair; mitochondrial DNA repair; response to UV. Gene Ontology annotation, molecular function: endonuclease activity. Gene Ontology annotation, cellular component: mitochondrion; nucleus. The transcript has a single exon.
AUGGCCAUUAAACCGGAACUGGAUGUGGAGCCGGUUGACAUCCUCAAUGGAGACGCGACAACGCCUGCUGGUCGGGCGGCGGCUUCUUUGGACCCGGAGUCUGAUGAGGACGUUCCCGUCGACCCGGAGGAGCUCAAGGAGGCGCUGGGGAGGCCACCGCCGGUGCAUAGUAACUAUCUCCCUCUGCCGUGGAAAGGCAGAUUGGGAUAUGUGAGUUGCACCACGCUAAGACCGUUGGGCACAGCUGCUGACACACUACAGGCCUGUUUGAAUACCUACCUCCGCUACUCGACUCCUCCGGUUUUUUGUUCGAGAACGUGUCGAAUCGCAUCCAUAUUGGAGAACAGACAUCCGCUCCUCGACCCUGAUCAGCCUGCCCAUCCGACCAAAAACCGUCCGGACCGGGACCAAACACCUGAUGUCGCACGCGGCCAGGCCUUCGUCGAAGCGUUAGGGCUGGCGAAUGCGCGCGACCUUGUCAAAAUUCUGCGCUGGAAUGACAAGUACGGUAUUAAGUUUAUGCGAUUGAGCAGCGAGAUGUUUCCCUUCGCUAGCCAUAAAGAAUACGGCUACAAGUUGGCCCCGUUUGCCUCCGAGGUGUUGGAACAGGCCGGCCUGGUUGUUGCAGAACUCGGCCAUCGAGUGUCAGUUCAUCCAGGCCAAUUUACCCAGCUGGGGUCUCCUAAGAGAGAAGUGGUCGAGAGCUCUUAUCGGGAUCUCGAAUAUCACUCGGAGAUGUUACAGCUUCUCAAGCUACCGCCACAGCAAGAUCGCGAUGCGGUCAUGAUUCUUCACAUGGGUGGAGUGUUUGGCGAUAAAGAAGCGACUCUGGAUCGAUUUAGAGAGAACUAUGCGGCUUUGUCACAGGACGUCAAGAACCGGCUGGUCUUGGAAAACGACGACGUCAGCUGGUCUGUUCACGACCUCUUACCCAUCUGCGAAGAACUGAAUAUUCCUCUCGUCCUCGACUACCAUCAUCACAACAUCAUCUUCGAUGCGAAUGAGCUGCGUGAGGGCACUCAAGACAUCAUCGGUCUCUACGACCGCAUUGCCGCGACCUGGUCGCGCAAAAACAUCACACAGAAAAUGCAUUACUCCGAACCCACCCCCUCCGCCAUCACGAACCGCCAGCGCCGCAAGCACAGCGAUCGCGUGGCUACCUUACCUCCGUGCAAUCCCACCAUGGACCUGAUGAUUGAAGCCAAGGACAAGGAGCAGGCCGUGUUCGAGUUAAUGAGGACCUUCAAGCUUCCGGGAUACGAGCUCUUCAAUGACAUGAUCCCGAAUACGCGCACGGAUGAGAACAAAGCAUUCAAGCCACCAAGAAAGUCCAAGAAGAACGGCGGCUUUGUCGACCUGGAGGGUUCCGUUCCACCGCCUCCUACCAUUUCCGACGAAGAGGUUGGCAUGGGCGGCCCUGAGAGAAGGGUGUAUUGGCCACGAGGCAUGGAAGCAUGGCUCCGUCCAGUGAAGAAGGUCAUUCGGGCCAAGACGACUCGAAGCCCAGCAAAGAAGAGCGCAUCCAAGAGAGUGAAGGCGGAUCCGGGCGCCGAGAACGGUGAAGCGGAAACACCGAUCAAGAAGUCAGCUCGGGGAGCUCAACGUACGCCGGCAUCGACCAAACCCGCACGCCAGAAACGCAAGGCUGCCGAGGCUGUGGAGUCGACUCCAGAGUCUGAGGAGCUGUCUGCAGUGGACGACGGGGUCCCGGUGUCUGUCUCUCGGCGAAGUAGUCGAGCGAAGAAGGUGAAUUACACCGAAGACAGCGCAUAA